AUGUUGGUAAUGUAGGACAGCCCUCUGUCUCUGAGUGUCUCUGAGUGUCUCACAGUGAGACUGAGCAGGGUGUUAUUUCAUGGAUCUGUUUUUUGUGGGGACAUGCCUUCAGAGUGUGCUGCUGCUGUGGAAGCAACAAUUUAUUUUUGGCAUCUGACAUUAAAGCUCACCCUCUGUAAUGGCAGCGACCCCACCGAGACACCGCGACAGCCCCGGCACCGUGUGACUGCAGCUCUUUGUCCGUCCUCUGGCUGAUCAUGAUGGAUCUAUAACAGGGAUUGACCGGCACCGGACACGUUAAACGAGCUUCACGCUGACCUGCUACAACAUUACAGUGCUGCUUAUACACGACCUGCUGUGAGCUGUGAGAGGAGAGAAUCUGUGCAGCUUCUGUGCUGAACAAGCUUCAUCAUGACCAAAGAGGAGGAGGUCCCUGACUGGGUGGGAGCCCAGGAGUUCUACGACAAGUAUGAGUCCAAGGAGAUUCUGGGGAGGGGAGUGAGCAGUGUGGUGCGUCGCUGCAUCAACAAGCGGACGUCUCAGGAGUACGCUGUGAAGAUCAUCGAUAUCACUCCCUCGGACAAGACGACCCCGCAGGAGAUCGAGGAGAUCAGAGAGGCCACGGUGAAGGAGAUCGACAUCUUGAAGAAAGUCUGUGGACAGGAUCACAUCAUACAGCUCAAGGACUGCUAUGAGUCCAACGCUUUCUUCUUCCUGGUUUUUGACCUGAUGAAGAGGGGGGAACUUUUUGACUUCCUCACAGAGAAAGUUACUCUGAGUGAAAAGGAAACCAGGAACAUCAUGCGUCCUCUGAUGGAGGUGGUCAAGUUUCUCCACGACCAGAACAUCGUCCACAGAGACCUGAAGCCUGAGAACAUCCUUUUAGACGAUGAGAUGAACAUUAAACUCACAGACUUUGGCUUCGCUGUUCAAGUUCAGCAGGGACAGAAGCUCAAAGAAGUGUGUGGGACCCCGGGUUACCUCGCUCCUGAGAUCAUCGAGUGCUCCAUGGAUGGAGGACAUGCAGGAUACGCCACUGCUGUGGACAUAUGGAGUUCAGGGGUGAUCAUGUACACGCUGCUCGCAGGCUCCCCGCCCUUUUGGCACCGGAAACAGAUGCUGAUGCUGCGUAUGAUCUUAUCUGGGAAAUACGACUUCUCGUCUCCAGAGUGGGAGGACCGAUCGGACACUGUUAAAGAUUUGAUCUCUCGGAUGCUGGUGGUCGACCCGAAGCAGCGAUUCACGGCUACAGACGUCCUCAACCACUCGUUCUUUUCACAGUAUGUGGUGGACGAAGUACGACAGUUCACUCCAUACAGGCGGUUCAAGGUCAUUUGCAUGACUGUUCUCGCCACGAUGCGAAUCUAUUGCAACUACCGCCGAGCCAAGCCCGUCACCAAGGAUGUGAUCCAGAGCGACCCGUACGCCGUCAAGCCGAUCCGCAAGCUCAUUGACGCGUGUGCCUUCAAGAUCUACGGCCACUGGGUCAAGAAGGGCCAGACCCAGAACAGAGCGGCUCUUUUCGAGAACACUCCCAAAGCCAUCCUGCUGUCGAUGACCGCCGAGGCGGACGAGCCGAUUCAGCACAUCUGGUAACGAGCACCGGUUCCUCAGGACACAUCUGCUGGAGACUCUCCUCCUCAGCUACUCUUCUCUGUUGUAUAAAAGGAAAUGAACUGGUAAAACAUAACAAAGGUUAAUUUAAGUUUGUCAUUAACGUGCAGAGCAUUUGUUGCUCAUGUAUUUUGAACUGCUGCAUGUUUAUUUAUUACAGUGGGAUUCAUUUACCUCAAGAUCUGCCAAGUGUGGAGGCAAAACAUCUGCAACAAUACCACUGUCAUACACUUUACUCAUUUUCUGCCCGAAAUGUUGAUUUAAAAAAGAUUUACUGGUCAAAUGCAAGUUUAGAGAAAAUAUUUAAUGUCAAAAGAAGCCAUUCUCACUUACAUAUCCUGUGAAAACUGAUUUAUUCUCUGAUGCCCGUCUAAAGCAUUUGGGGACAUUGUUUUUAUCAGAAGACAGAUUGUUUCCUACACUACGUAACAAUCUCCAUAUUUCAAAAGGUAGACAAAAGAUUUCAGCCUUAUAUUUUACUGUAUGAAAUAUGGUUCAUAAUUUAUUGUUUCACUUUCUCAGUCAGGUAAGUGAGUAAGAAAUCCAUUUGCCUCAAGUAAGCUUUAACUUGCCCAUAUACAAAUACUUUUAUAUAUUAGGGGUUAUAAAUACCAUUUGGCAAAUGGAAAAAAGGGGAACUAAACUCAGUUUUUGCCCAAUCUGGUAAGUUAAGUUUUACUCACCUGACGUGGCAUUUUACUUGCCAAGGUUCAAGGUUAGAAUAUAGAUUUCAGUUUUAAAAUAAUAAAAUCAAUUAAAUAAUUACUAUUUGUAUAAAUGAUGCCCUGAAGCAUUAUGUUACACUUGUUUUUUGUCAGAACUGUGAAGGCUCAGCUAAGCAGCCAAAGCAAAACUUAUAAAGAAAAACAAGUUAGCAGGCUGGAAUAUGAAACAGUGAACCUGCAUACUUGAAACUGCAUGGACUUAUACAUUUGUGUGGCUGUUUGAACAUUAUGCAGGAUGUAUUACUGGUAACAGCUUCAAGGGAAGUGUUUAAUAUUUUGGCACUUUAAAAUGUAUGCAAUGGAUUUAUUUAUUAAAAUGUGCUUUUAAUUUAA
Centropristis striata (black sea bass) is the source of this 2672-nucleotide messenger RNA. RefSeq names its product phosphorylase b kinase gamma catalytic chain, skeletal muscle/heart isoform-like. Gene Ontology annotation, cellular component: phosphorylase kinase complex. Lineage: Eukaryota; Metazoa; Chordata; Actinopteri; Perciformes; Serranidae. Gene Ontology annotation, biological process: protein phosphorylation; glycogen biosynthetic process. Gene Ontology annotation, molecular function: ATP binding; calmodulin binding; phosphorylase kinase activity. The record is from RefSeq and is a predicted model, not a curated record. The coding region runs from base 412 to 1596 and encodes 394 amino acids. The transcript has 11 exons.